CAAUCACUCAUUUGCAUUCUCUCAAUUUUCUAUAUUGCUUGCAUACAUAUAUUUCUAAUUACCAAUACAUAUACAUACAUUUGUGUUAAAUGGCAAAAUCACACGAAACAGAGCAUCCUGUGAAGGCCUUUGGAUUGGCUGCCACAGACUCAUCUGGCCAUCUUUCUCCUUUUCAAUUCUCCAGAAGGGCUACUGGCGACGAAGACGUACAGUUCAAAGUGUUGUAUUGUGGGAUCUGCCACUCCGAUCUUCAUUACCUCAAGAACGAAUGGGGCAUCUCCCAGUAUCCUCUUGUUCCCGGGCAUGAGAUUGUGGGAGUAGUAACAGAGGUUGGGAAGAAGGUGGAGAAGGUGAAAGUAGGAGACAAAGUUGGUGUGGGAUGCAUGGUCGGAUCGUGUCGAUCAUGCGAGAGCUGCAAAGAUGAUCUUGAGAAUUACUGCCCCAAGAUCAUCCCCACUUACAGUGCACCUUACUCUGAUGGAACCAUCACAUAUGGUGGUUACUCUGAUAUCAUGGUUGCCGACGAGCAUUUCAUUGUUCGUAUCCCUGAAAACAUGCCACUGGAUUCCGCUGCACCUCUGCUAUGUGCAGGAAUCACCACCUACAGCCCCAUGAGAUACUUUGGAUUGGACAAACCUGGAAUGCACAUCGGAGUUGUGGGUUUGGGUGGACUCGGCCAUGUUGCCGUUAAAUUUGCCAAGGCCUUCGGUGCUAAGGUCACCGUCAUUAGCACCUCUCCUAACAAAAAGGAGGAAGCACUCUCAAACUUGGGUGCCGAUUCCUUCUUGAUUAGUAAAAAUGAUGAUGAAAUGCAGGGUGCUAUGGGAACAAUGGACGGUAUUGUGGAUACUGUAUCGGCUUAUCAUCCUUUGAUGCCACUCAUUGGCCUACUCAAGGCUCACGGCAAGCUUAUAAUGCUAGGUGCCCCGGAUAAGCCUCUUGAUCUACCCAUCUUUCCUCUCCUUGCAGGGAGAAAGAUGAUUUCUGGGAGUGGGAUUGGAGGCAUGAAAGAGACUCAAGAAAUGAUUGAUUUCGCGGCCAAGCAUAAUAUAAAGGCAGAUAUUGAACUAAUUUCAGCCGACUAUGUUAACACCGCGUUGGAGCGUUUGGCCAAAGCUGAUGUGAAGUAUCGGUUUGUGAUAGAUGUUGCCAACACCCUCAAACAAGCUUGAGCCACUAUUGGCUUUGGAUGGAAGUGUCAAUUAGUGUUGCACGUUAUUUUCGCUGAUUCGUUCAUAUUAUGACUCAUGUCGAUUGUCUUUUAAUUCUGUUCAUGUUUGUAUACACAUAUGUGCAUUUCAAUAAAAUAUCUCUCUUUCAA
This is a messenger RNA of Salvia splendens (bonfire salvia), 1321 nucleotides long. RefSeq names its product 8-hydroxygeraniol dehydrogenase. Gene Ontology annotation, molecular function: zinc ion binding; oxidoreductase activity, acting on the CH-OH group of donors, NAD or NADP as acceptor. The record is from RefSeq and is a predicted model, not a curated record. The coding region runs from base 90 to 1172 and encodes 360 amino acids. The transcript is spliced from 6 exons. Lineage: Eukaryota; Viridiplantae; Streptophyta; Magnoliopsida; Lamiales; Lamiaceae.